This is a messenger RNA of Cucumis sativus (cucumber), 1140 nucleotides long. Its product is annotated as transcription factor MYBS3. Bases 65 to 949 code for a protein of 294 amino acids. Gene Ontology annotation, biological process: response to ethylene; response to auxin; response to gibberellin. NCBI's taxonomy places the organism in Eukaryota, Viridiplantae, Streptophyta, Magnoliopsida, Cucurbitales, Cucurbitaceae. Gene Ontology annotation, molecular function: DNA binding; zinc ion binding. The transcript is spliced from 3 exons. The record is from RefSeq and is a predicted model, not a curated record.
UUGAAAGAAUUUGGUGUUAGUUUGAGAUUCCAUUUGAGAGAGAGAGAGAGAGAUAGAGAGAGAGAUGGUGAGGAAAUGCUCACACUGUGGGAAUGUGGGUCACAAUUCAAGAACUUGCACCAUUCAAAAGCAUAAAGAAACCAAGUUUAAGUUAUUUGGAGUUCAACUCAUUGAUAAUGGAACAACAACUCAUCAUCAUCAUCAUCAUACCACCUUGUUGAAGAAGAGUAUUAGUUUGGAUUCUUUGCCUUCUUCUUCUUCUUCGGCUUCUUCAUCUUUAUCGUCCUCUUCUUCUUCUGAGAAAUUGUCAAAUGGAUAUCUCUCAGACGGCCUCGUCGCCAAAACCCAUGAAAGAAAAAAAGGUGUACCAUGGAGUGAAGAGGAGCAUAAGGUGUUUCUAAUUGGGUUAGAAAAGCUUGGAAAAGGAGAUUGGAGAGGAAUUUCGAGGAAAUUUGUGACGACAAGAACUCCGACUCAAGUAGCUAGUCAUGCACAAAAAUACUUUCUACGACUCACAACUCUCAACAAAAGAAAACAGCGUCGUCCCAGCCUUUUCGACGGUGCUGCAGCAAGGGACAAAUUGACAGUGCAAGUGGUUGAAAAAGGCAGCAGCAGCAGCAGCAGCAUCAACAACAAUUUGAAACCAACCAAUAAUAAUUAUAAUAUCCAACCAGCUUCAUCCAAUAAUAUUUCCUUUGGGAAUCCAACUCCAAUUCCAAAUAUUUCAGAAUUAACAAAUCUCAAUUGGAUUGAGUAUCAUUAUAAUCAACGUCAUCAUGAGCCAUAUUUCAAGUUUCUUCAAUCCCCCAUCAACAAAUCUUCAAGCUCAAUUACGAUCAACAAUUUUCAAACAACAACCAAUCAUCAUCAUCAUCGUCAUCAUCAUCAACCUGAUUUGCAGCUAAGUUUGUCCACUCCAAAGCCAGUACUUGAACAAGUAGCUCAGUGAAUCACCAUGGAUUAUUAUUGUUAUAAAUAUUAGUAUAGUUUGUACUUUUGAAGUGGAAUAACGAUGUUCUUUUUUAAUAUAAUGUUUAUGUUGGUUACUAUUGUAUCAUCAAAACUCCUUUGUGUCCACAAACAAGUUGGGGUUUAUUGAUUAUCAAAAAUAAAAUAAUUUCUAAACAAAUUUGUUUGAAA